Poecilia reticulata (guppy) is the source of this 4217-nucleotide messenger RNA. It is a transcript of the gene slc32a1, whose product is annotated as solute carrier family 32 member 1. Gene Ontology annotation, molecular function: L-amino acid transmembrane transporter activity. The record is from RefSeq and is a predicted model, not a curated record. Gene Ontology annotation, cellular component: vacuolar membrane. Lineage: Eukaryota; Metazoa; Chordata; Actinopteri; Cyprinodontiformes; Poeciliidae. Gene Ontology annotation, biological process: amino acid transmembrane transport.
CCCCUCCCCGGGCUCCACGGUACCGCAUUGGCAUCAGUAGAGGCACCUGAACUCCUGGGGAAAGCUGCCUGCCACCUUAUAGCUACCCCCUAAAAUAAAGAACCCACAGCACAGUCCCCGCAGGAACCUGUGGCUUGACUUUUUUUUUUCUUUUUCUUUUUUCUUUUUUUGGUCGUGCGUAAAGCUUUUGCGCACAGCGCCUCGGAGACUGAAAAGGUGCGCUUACACUCGUCGAGCUGUCAGAUCGCAGCGCCAGGAUGCAGAAACGGAGCAGCGACGUCUGAAGGUGACAUGAACCUGGGGAUAGUCAAGAGCAUCAGCCGCACACACAACAAGAAGUGGAGAUAGCAACUGAAAACCGAAGUGUCUUGAAGCCAAACUUGCGCUUUUCCCUUUGGCUUUAUCUCAUGCUGAGAAUAAGGAUCUGCAGAACACAGUAGCCUCAUUUUUCAUUGAGUGGGGGGAAAAAGGAAGAAAAAAACAUCUAAUUAGUCAGUGGACAGUUUUGAGUCAACAGAGGAGGAAAAAUGGCGACGUUAAUAAGAGGCAAGAUAUCUAAUAAACUGUCAAACGCAGCCACGGCUGUGUCCAACAAAUCCACGGCAAAGGUGAGCGGGAUGUUCGCCAGGAUGGGCUUCCAGGCCGCCACGGACGAUGAGGCUCUGGGCUUUGCCUCCUGCGACGACCUGGAUUACGACCACCGUCAGGGCAUGCAGAUGGACAUUCUGUCCUCCGACGAGAUCGGAGGAGAGGGUGGCGGAGACGGCGACGGGCUGGAGGGGGACAGCCACUACCAGAGAGACGGCACCGGUCCGCCGCACUCUGCCUCCAAGGACGGGGGCUCGAACAACGAGUUGUCCGAAGUUAAACCAAAAAUCACCGCCUGGGAAGCGGGCUGGAACGUCACGAACGCAAUCCAGGGGAUGUUCGUUCUGGGCUUGCCCUACGCCAUCCUGCAUGGAGGAUACCUCGGACUCUUUCUCAUUAUUUUCGCCGCCGUGGUGUGCUGCUACACGGGGAAAAUCCUCAUCGCCUGCCUGUACGAAGAAGACGAAGACGGGCAGCUCGUCCGUGUGAGGGACUCCUAUGUGGACAUUGCCAACGCCUGCUGCGCGCCCAGGUUCCCAACGCUGGGCGGUCACGUCGUGAAUGUAGCUCAGAUCAUAGAGCUGGUGAUGACCUGUAUCCUGUACGUGGUCGUCAGCGGGAAUCUCAUGUACAACAGCUUCCCCAACAUGCCCAUCUCCCAAAAGUCGUGGGCCAUCAUCGCCACCGCCGCUCUGCUCCCCUGCGCCUUCCUCAAGAACCUGAAAGCCGUCUCCAAGUUCAGCUUGUUGUGCACGCUGGCGCAUUUCGUCAUCAACGUCCUGGUGAUCGCCUACUGCCUGUCCAGGGCGAGGGACUGGGCCUGGGACAAGGUCAAGUUUUACAUCGAUGUCAAGAAGUUCCCCAUCUCCAUUGGGAUUAUCGUGUUCAGCUACACCUCGCAGAUCUUUCUGCCGUCCCUGGAGGGGAACAUGCAUAAACCCAGCGAGUUCCACUGCAUGAUGAAAUGGACUCACAUCGCUGCCUGUAUCCUCAAGGGCCUGUUCGCCCUGGUGGCCUACCUGACCUGGGCAGACGAAACCAAGGAGGUGAUCACAGACAACCUACCACCAACUAUCCGAGCCGUGGUCAACCUCUUCCUGGUGGCCAAAGCUUUGCUGUCCUACCCGCUGCCCUUUUUCGCCGCCGUGGAGGUGUUGGAGAAAACCUUCUUCCAGGACGGGGGCCGCGCCUUCUUUCCGGACUGCUACGGAGGCGAUGGACGCCUAAAGUCCUGGGGACUGACUCUCCGAUGUACACUAGUGGUGUUCACCUUGCUCAUGGCGAUCUAUGUGCCGCACUUCGCCCUGCUCAUGGGCCUCACCGGCAGCCUGACGGGCGCCGGGCUCUGCUUUCUGCUUCCCAGCAUCUUCCACCUCAAGCUCUUAUGGAGAAAGCUUCAGUGGCACCAGGUGUUCUUUGACGUCUCCAUCUUUGUAAUAGGCGGUAUAUGCAGCAUAUCCGGUUUCAUCCACUCCAUGGAGGGGCUCAUAGAGGCUUUCAAAUAUAACAUAGAAGAAUAGAGACGAGUCAUUGGAGGACGGAUGCAUCUCAAUAAAUGAGAAUAGAAUCAUAAAGCAAUUUUUUUUUUUUACUAAUUCCGUUUAAAAAGUGAAACUCUUAUAUUCAUACAGUGGCACAUUUUCAAAGUUUAUUUUCUAGUAAUUUUGYCUAUACAAAAUGAACUCCCCAAAUUUAGUUUCUUUAAGAAGGRAAAUAUUCCAUAGACCAAUAAAAAGAUCAGUUUUGAUACAAAUAUGUGAUAUUAUCACCAUAGCAGUUUUCCAAGUCAAGGGCGAKAACUUGAAAACUGUUCAUUAGACAGACAGUCACUGGCAACCUGAGCAAGAAGAGCAACCCAGAACAAGUUCAUUACUAAAGAAGCCGGUUGUUCASAAGGUGCUGUUUGAAGGUGGAAAGUUGAGUGGAAGGAAAAACUGUAGAAGGAAAAAAAAGAAUUAGAGAAAAUACCCAGUUGCUUGAGCACUUUAAAUGGUCAUCUCCUGGAUGAGUCAGAAUCUAGGUGKUGUGUUUUAUCAAGUCCAGAUGACUUGAUAAAACCAUCUACCAGGAAAGCUUAGAUAAUCUCAUGCUUCACUUUAUUGACCAUGGUGUCACUAUGCUUGAGUGGCCUGCAGACUCUCCUGAGCUAAACGCCUUUGAGAAUAUUUGUGGUUUAAAAUCCCUUUUUUCAUCUGGUCCUAUUAAUAUUCUAACUUUCUCAAAAACUGAAUGUGAGGUUUCCAUUUACUGUAAACCUUAUAGACGCAGUAGACGCUUGAAACAGCGACGUCUCGCCGCCUGUAAUGAAUCUAUAAAAUACGUUUSACUUUUAUUUUUGCUGAAAUAAAUUGGUUUUUCGGUUAUAUUUUUGUUUAUUGAGAUGCACCCGUGCUCGUUGACUGCAAAUUCCCAUUUAGUGAAAACAUUAAAAACACACAAGCACUAAGCGGCGUGCGCUCCUUCCCCCUCUGCUUGAUUCAUGCGUAAAAGCGCGCACUGAGCGCACACACACACACACACACACACACACACACACACACAUUUGCGCACUAUCUCUCAUGUAUUUUACACACACUAAGCAGCGAGGGAGUCUAACGCGUCCGCCCAGUCGAUACGUGUUGUAUACAUAUGCGAACAAAAGAAACACAGACAUAUUUUCCAGUGGAGUGAACGUUUACAACAUUGACCUUAAGAAAAGUUGCAAAAAGAGGGCAGACGCUCGUGUCGCUCUUGCGGUGCUUCUUCCCCACAACGAUCGAGUUUGAGAGGCUUAGAGAAAGGAAGAAAAGUGAUUAAAUUUAGUUUAUUCUGCAACGUGACUGCAGGGGCUGACUGUGGUGUUAAAGCCCAAAACAAGCCCGAGGGGGGGAAUAAAAAGGGGGGCAAAAUAUAUUUUAAAAAAAACGCAAUAAUCCGAUUUUUUUCUGUAUCAAAGCCGAACAACGUUUUUGUUUUAUUUUAAUAAAAACAAUCUGGAUAUCCCUAAUAAUAAAAGCUGGCGGUGUUAAAACAUCAAAUAGAAGAGAGCAACUGUACAAACUAUGCAUUGAAUGUAUGAUACAGGCUACAGAAAAUGGGACAUAGAUACAAAUAAAAGUGUUCUGGUUCAGUGGCGUGGACGUGUUGAUGCUUUGACAGGCCUUUUCCCCUCCACAAGACUCCUCAUUUUUGUUUCUGAGCUUUAUCAACACGCAAUAACAAAGUCCCAUCUAAACUUCCCCUUAACCUCCCUCCCCCCAAACCUCUCCAUCCAGCCCCGUUUUCUCUCAACCUGGGAGCUCCGAACUGAAACUGCACACCGGAUUUAAAAAUAACGCAUCUAGAUCCACACAUGGCCUGUUUAUGAAAAUUAAUUUGAUACGCUCCAGUUUUAAAAAUUUCGAUGUCUAAAAAUAUAGAAGAAAAAAAAAUGAAAACCAUAAUUAAUACAAGUGAGAUUAUCAAAGAGGAAAAUGUGCAUACAUUUUUCAUUCUGUGCAAUCCAAUGGGUCCUGUGGAAAUGUUAUUUWAAAAAAAAACCGUAUGUGUAGUGUGUUAUUGUGGUUUCAAAAAGAUGGAAUGUAUAUCUCAAAAGUGGUGAUCAUAUAUCGUGAAAUUAAUAUUAAAGAAUAAAGAAAUAAGUGAAAUUA